Diorhabda sublineata is the source of this 5172-nucleotide messenger RNA. It is a transcript of the gene ERR, whose product is annotated as steroid hormone receptor ERR2. Gene Ontology annotation, molecular function: nuclear steroid receptor activity; steroid binding; sequence-specific DNA binding. Gene Ontology annotation, cellular component: nucleus. The record is from RefSeq and is a predicted model, not a curated record. The coding region runs from base 373 to 1785 and encodes 470 amino acids. Lineage: Eukaryota; Metazoa; Arthropoda; Insecta; Coleoptera; Chrysomelidae. The transcript is spliced from 7 exons. Gene Ontology annotation, biological process: regulation of DNA-templated transcription.
CCUCGACCGUGUAGCACAAACUCGCGAUCGUAUACGCCAAGUCGAAUCGCGUUUUCCGCCAGUUCCAAACCGUUCGUUAAACUAGCCCAGUCUAUUCUUACGUAAUCUCCACGAAUUAAGUUAUUGAAUCAUUAUUUGGUCGAUUGAAUAUUUCGAAAUGAAAUAAAAUUGGCGAUUAUCACGGGCUCGGUAAAUUCGAAAUCGAAAUUCUGUUUGCUGACCGAGUUUUACCGAAGUUGGUAAUAGCACGUGGUCCAUAUUUCGAUUCAGAUCUCGGUUAAUUCCUUCUUCAGUUUAGUUUCGUUUUCGGUAGUGAACGGCCGGUGGAUAAUUCGUGUGAAUGUGAUUGUGCACCCUUCGAAUGGGUUUUUCAUGUUAUGGAUUUUUUAUAUUACGUUUUGGGGUUGUUUAAAGAGAAUUUAUAUUGUUAUGAUGGACUGUUGGAUGCAAGACGUGGUAUCUAUGAUGACUGACAAUCUGGACGGGGAAGUUUCGACCGGUUGCGUCCCCCAAAUAAAAAAAGAAUUAGAGGGAUUCCAGGAUUGUUCGCCGUCACAUAGCGAUAUGUAUUCACCCACUACGACGACGACGACCGUUUUGAAUGAUGGUAGCAUCAAGUCUUCGAAUAGCGAGGUAGAUUUUCACGAAAAAAAUUACGAGAGGAAUAUCAGGUCUCCUAGUAGCCCAGAAAGGCAGUACUGUUCGUCAACUACUCAACCACAUACAGAUUCAGGGAUAGGACAUAUAGAAGGCGAAAUUAAAGAAGAGGACUCCCCUAGACGAUUAUGUCUGGUUUGCGGAGACGUAGCAUCGGGAUUUCAUUACGGAGUCGCUUCCUGCGAAGCCUGCAAAGCGUUUUUCAAAAGGACGAUACAAGGUAACAUUGAAUACACGUGUCCUGCAUCUGGCGAAUGUGAAAUCAACAAACGUAGAAGGAAAGCGUGCCAAGCUUGUAGAUUUCGAAAAUGCCUUCGAUCCGGUAUGUUAAAGGAGGGCGUUAGAUUAGAUAGAGUCAGAGGCGGUCGACAAAAAUACAGAAGAAAUCCAGAUAGUCCGUAUCAAGUACAAGUGGUGACCGCUCAAAGACCUCUACUUCUUCUAGAGGAUAUUAAGAUGCUCGAAGCCCUAUCUGGUUGCGAACCGGACUGUUUCGAAAUAAAUAAAGCCCUGGAUAAUUCCAAACAACGCACCCUUUCCAUUUUGAGCGAUUUGUACGAUAGGGAAUUGGUAGGGAUCAUCGGUUGGGCCAAACAGAUACCUGGUUUUACGGAUCUGUCGUUAAACGAUCAAAUGCGAUUAUUACAAAGCACUUGGGCCGAAAUUUUGACUUUAACUUUGGCUUUUCGCAGUUUACCAUCGAUUAAUUUGGGAAGGUUGCAAUUCGCCAUCGAUUUCAGUCUCGAUGAAAAAACUUCGAGGGAAAGCGGAUCUUUAGAACUAUAUCAAACUUGUUGGCACGUCGUCGAAAGGUUAGACAAACUAUCCAUUUUGAAAGAAGAAUAUUAUCUUUUAAAAGCUUUGGUAUUAACGAAUUCGGAUGUGAAAUUGGACGAAUAUCAAUCGCUUAAAAAAUUUAGGGAAACGAUUCUGACCGCUCUAUCGGAUACGGUUGGCGUAUUGAGGCCUACGGCUGUCCUUAGUCAAGUCCAGCAGCUCCUGUUGUGUCUGCCUGUUUUAAGGCAGGCGAAUUACGUUAUCCGGAGGUUUUGGUCGGACGUACAUCAAAGAGAAUUAGUACCAAUGAAUAAAUUAUUUUUGGAAAUGUUGGAAGCAUAUUGUCGGUAGCCUCGUUGAUAAACAUGAUGAUGGAAUUCGACGUUUCGAUCGGUGAAAAUUAUCUGCCAUUUAGAUGAUACUAUCUCAGGGUCGAAGAGAAAAAUUUAUUUUUUAAAACGUUGGAAUUCAUAUUUUUUUCAUGUUGUCACCUUGUAUUUACUACAGGAAAAUUUGUAGUAAAAUAUUAUUGAAAAAAAUAACUAGAUUGGGGUGAAUUACGAAAGAAUGAUUGUAUAAAAUAUUUUAUUAUAUUAAUCGAUUGGAUAAUAAAUAAUAAACUAUCCGAACUAAUCCUUCAUCGGAAAUUAUUUUCAUUAUAAUAUUUUUGUGUAAUCCGUACAUAUCAGGAUUAGAUAAAAUAAUAAACAAAGUUUUAUCCUUUUAGAAUCCUUUCAAGAUUUUUUUACUAAUAUAUGAAUAUUAUAUCAGUAUAUACAGUUUGAGGUAUCACAUACACUGUGACCCAAAGAAUUAUUUUCACCUGCAGCUCUAGGGAGGAUAUCCGGUGUUUUUUAUCGAUUCUUCACCCCCAGGUGUAAAUUCUCGUACUAAAACAGAACAACAAUAGAUAUUACAUCCUCCCUGUAGCAAAAUCUGCAUUUUUAUCUUUUUCUAAACCUAAUGUCCAUCGAGUAAAGUUUCGAAAAGAUUCUUAUUGAUUAUUAUUCUUAUUAAGGUUGAAAGUUUUUUAUAAAUCUUUUAUUAUAUCUUUCUAGGAGUAUAUUUCCUCGCCUUAACUCCUAUAUAUACUUUCUUCAUUUGCUACGAAGGGGUUAAUUAGAGCUUUAAUGGCUGCUUGUUAUCAGAUAAAUUGAAUUUCUUGUUGUUGUUAGAUCGUUUUUACUACUAGAAAUAAUUUUUUGAUGUGACAUCCUGGUUAUUUCAAUUAUUGAAUAACUUCUACAGGAUUUUCCAUCUUUAUGGCACAAUGCAGCUUCUACCAUCUUCGUUUGACUUCAUUAUAUUCUAUAAUUUUGUGUAUUCACCCGUAUCUUUGUAACUUGUUGAAUUUAGUCACAUUCAGUUGUUUCAAAAUUAUUUUAGGAGAUGUACCGAUGUUGUUGAAUCGUUUUUACUUCUAGAAAUAAUAUUUUGAAGUGACAUCCUGGUUAUUUCAAUUAUUGAAGAACUUCUACAGGAUUUUCCAUCUUUAUGGAACAAUACAAUUUCUAGUAUCUUUGUUUGACUUCAUUAUGUUCUAUAUUUUUGUAUAUCCACCCGUAUAUUUGUAACUUGUUGAAUUAAGUCACAUUCUGUUGUUUCAAAAUUAUUUUAGGGGAUGUUCCGUCGUUAGAUCAUUUUUACUGCCCGAAAUAAUUUUUUUGAAAUGACAUCCUGGUUAUUUCAAUUAUUGAAGAACUUCUACAGGAUUUUCCAUCUUUAUGGCACAAUACAACUUCUAGUAUCUUCGAUUGACUUCAUUAUGAUCUUGGACCAUAUGGAUAUCUGAGAAUUCUUUAGUAAAUUACUCAAUAUUUUUCAAUCACCAUGUAUGUUCUUCUUUUCUAUAAUAUAAAUUCUUGUUACUGAUCCUUUGACAUUUUUUUCCCAUUUAAUUGAUGUCAAGUUAAAAUUCAAUCACAUCAUUUGCAAUAUUUCAAUAUAUUACAUUGUAAUUAUGUCCAUGAUUUUUUUGGGAGCUUAAAAAUUUUUAAAAGUGAUAUUUGGUGCACAAAUCAUUUUUUAAUUGUAUUACAAAUUUUAUACAAUCAUUCAGUGUGUGUCUAAAAUCAUUCCUAAGUAUCCUGUGUCGACAUCAAACUUGUUUGUGAUGAAUAUUAAAGGCUGUGAAUACCCCCCCAGAUCAAUAUAUGUGUAUUUUAUUUAAGUUGGAAAUAUAUAGAUAAAAAAAGGACAUUUAGCAACGAUAUAAAGUACCAUACAGGUGAAGUUUGAACUUUUCAGCUUUCGAUAAAAGUUUUUUGCUACAACUUGUAGGUAUAUUGUUACUACCUAUCAAUUUUUUUGUUUUUAUGUUGUAUGCAGCUUUUUAGUUGUUCAUAAUUUAAUCGAUUAAAUUAUCAAAGUUCAUUCGAAAACUUUUUUUCUUAGAUAAUUUCAUUUUGUAAAAAUAUAUUCAAAACUCCUCGUCUACUUAGAAACCUGUUUCAAGCCAUCGAAAUCCUGGUUCCUAUUAAACGAACCCUUUUAGUCCUUCCAUCAGUCCUACAACCCUCGAUCAACCUCUAUGAUGAAUAGGAUCGUAGAUGAGAAGAAUGAGGGAUCUUAAACUGACUGGAAUUGAAGUUUAUCAUGUUUUCUGGUUACUAAUUGAGUGAUUCCGGAAAAUGCAGAUUCUCUAUUACUAUAAUGGUUGCAAAAACAAUUUUUUUCAUCAAUAAAUUCGUUUUAAAAUGGAAGAAAUGAUUGUACAGUUGUUAAUUAUGAGUCUAUCCUAGUGACUAGAAGCUUUUCAUCCCCUUAGAAACAUGUUUCAAGUCAUCAUAAUCCUGGAUCCUAUUAAAUGAACCCUUUUAGUCCUUCGAUCAGUCCUACAACCCUCAAUUAAUCUGUACGAUAAAUAGGAUCGUAAAUAAGAAGAAUAAGGCAUCUUAAACUGACUGGAAUUGAAGAUUAUCACGUUUUAUACAGUCAAAUGCUUUUAGAUAAUCGAUGAAUAAAUUUUUUCACAUCCCCGGUAUCUACGAAUAUUUUACAUUCUCCAUAAUCACCGUUUUAAUCGAUUAAAUUUAUAGGUUUAAAUAUUUAUAAUUGUGUACACACGCCUCAUAUUAUUUAAUUUAUUUUUUUGGCAUUUUUAGAAUGUCAUUUACAUGUAUGUUAAAUUAGAUCUAUUUAAAUCGCCCCCGUAUUUAAUCUGCAAUUCAAUUAUUUAGUUUUUCAUUGAAAAUUUUUAGUUUUUAUUAAAUAUAUUCGUUACAAUAAAAAUAAAAUAAUAUAUUUUUGUAAAUAAAAUUUUUUCUAAUCGUUAUUAUACGAGGGUGUCAAGAUAAAUUACUUAUCGUUCCUACUUUCCUUUAAAUCGAUUAUUAUACGAGGGAGUCAAGAUAAAUAAUAUGCCGUUCUUAAUUUUCCUAUGGUGAAAGCGUUUAUGGUAAAACUAAGAAUUUUCAUGCGAUUGUUCGAAGGACCGUUGCAAAUUUUCUUGUAGAAUUUCGGGGAAAAAGGAAAAAAACGUUUCCAUCCAUUUUUAAAUUGAUUAUAUCGAAAAACCAGUGAUAGAAUCGAGGGAAUUCUCUAUUUCGACUUUAGUUUAUGUAAAUUUAGACAUUAGGUAAUUGUGUAAUUUCUUUCUGGACGAUAAUAAAGAAAACUUCAAGUUUCCUUUUUUUUUCUUCUAUUAAUUAAAAGAAAAACCUCGAAAUGUUAACUGUUUCAAGUUGAUUUGUAAUAGAUUAUUUAACAUUAUUGAAAUAAAGCUUAUUAUGAAUUUUU